GGCAGCGUCGCGGAGCCGGGUCGCGGCCCCCGGCUGUGCCCGGCGCCUGCCCGGCCUCUGGCUGGGCCUGUGCUUUCCGCGGAGGCGCCCUUCCCGGGAGCGGUGCGAACCCUCGGGCUGCUCCAGGCCGGGGCGGGACUCGCGCCUCCCCUCUCCCGGCCGGCGUUCCGCCCCGGCGCAGCGCACCCCCGGGGCCGGGCCCCGCGCCCGGGAGAUCGGUGCCCAUCCUCUGCUUGAGGACCCGCGGCGCGCAGGCUUCUGCUUUCCCUGUAGCCAGGGUGCCUCCCCGCCCCUGGCCGAGAGUGUUUUCCCUCGGGCCAGUGCCUGCGAUUCGACUCCUUUGUCGCCGUGCCCCGAUAAAGCUGCGCGUCUUGUGUCCUAGAUGAAGAGGAAUUGGGGAUGGCCUGAGGACUUGCGCCGUGAGUUUGGUCGCUAUGGCCCUAUAGUAGACGUUUACAUUCCACUUGACUUCUACACCCGCCGCCCAAGAGGAUUUGCUUAUGUUCAAUUUGAAGAUGUUCGCGAUGCUGAAGAUGCUCUUUAUAACCUCAAUAGAAAGUGGGUAUGUGGCCGUCAAAUUGAAAUACAGUUUGCACAAGGUGAUCGAAAAACACCAGGCCAAAUGAAAUCAAAAGAACGUCACCCUUGUUCUCCAAGUGAUCAUAGGCGGUCAAGAAGCCCCAGCCAAAGGAGAACUCGAAGUAGAAGCUCUUCAUGGGGAAGAAAUAGGAGACGAUCUGAUAGCCUUAAAGAGUCUCGACACAGGCGAUUUUCUUAUAGCCAAUCUAAAUCUCGCUCCAAAUCACUACCAAGGCGGUCUACCUCAGCAAGGCAGUCAAGAACUCCAAGAAGGAAUUCUGGUUCUAGAGGACGGUCAAGGUCCAAGUCGUUACCAAAAAGAUCCAAGUCAAUAGGAAAAUCACAAUCAAGUUCACCUCAAAAGCAGACUAGCUCAGGAACCAAAUCAAGAUCACAUGGAAGACAUUCUGACUCCAUAGCAAGAUCCCCUUGUAAAUCUCCCAAGGGGUAUACCAAUUCUGAAGCUAAAGCACAAACAGCAAAACACUCUCAUUUUCGAUCACAUUCCAGAUCUCGGAGUUAUCAUCAUAAAAACAGCUGGUGAACAGCAGCAGAAGAGUGCUACAUAGUCUUGAAUAUAAGUCAUUAAACCUCUCAUUAUGCUAAAUAAAAAUUCUUCAAGGCUUAUAGAAAAUGUGAGUUACUUUGGGCAUGUGCAACAAAUAAAGUCUCUCUAGCUUUGGGUUAAUAAAGAUUUGGUCUCAAUUUAAAGGGCCCAUACCACAAAUUA
Molecule: messenger RNA, 1309 nt
Organism: Panthera uncia (snow leopard)
Lineage: Eukaryota; Metazoa; Chordata; Mammalia; Carnivora; Felidae
Gene: SRSF12
Product: serine and arginine rich splicing factor 12
Exons: 5
Coding region: 383-1123 (246 amino acids)
Molecular function (GO): RNA binding
Source: RefSeq, a predicted model, not a curated record